Messenger RNA from Purpureocillium takamizusanense, 1228 nucleotides. RefSeq lists its product as uncharacterized. Lineage: Eukaryota; Fungi; Ascomycota; Sordariomycetes; Hypocreales; Ophiocordycipitaceae. Gene Ontology annotation, molecular function: oxidoreductase activity, acting on the CH-OH group of donors, NAD or NADP as acceptor. The transcript has 2 exons. Gene Ontology annotation, cellular component: cytoplasm. The record is from RefSeq and is a predicted model, not a curated record. The coding region runs from base 51 to 1025 and encodes 324 amino acids.
CUGCAGACCAGACAUUAUCAAUCACAAGCUUCUCGAUCGUAUCGUCCAUAAUGCCAGCAGAAACUCCAGUACCAUUUUCUGUGCUCGGAAAGACGGCCGUCGUCACGGGCGCCGGUUCCGGCAUCAAUCUUGCAUUUGCCCGCCUCCUACUCAACAGCGGGUGCAAUGUCGUCUUUGCCGGCUUGGCCCUUCGCCCCGAAGCAGAGGACCUAGUCUCACGACACAGCGACAAAGCGAGCACCCCCCGCGCUGUCUUCGUCAAGACCGAUGUGACGUCGUGGUCCGAUCUCCGCAACAUGUUUGACGUGGCCGUUGCCGAGUUUGGUAGCUUCGACGUUGUGUGUCCAGGAGCUGGCAUCUAUGAACCGAACUGUAGCAAUUUCUGGCAUCCGCCAGGGUCGGCCGAGAGCAAGGACGAUAUCGAUGGCAACAGCUAUAAGCUACUCGACAUUAAUAUUACGCACCCUAUUCGAACGACUCAGCUCGCGCUUCAGUUCUGGCUCCAUCCACCUCAAGCUGCAAGUACGUCUCGCCCAUCGCCGGAGAGAGUGUCAGUCAAGAAUCAGAAACGAGUGAUUCUCAUCUCUUCCAUUGCGGCGCAAAUGCCGACUUUCUUUGCGCCACUGUAUGGCGCUUCCAAAGGUGCCAUCACCGGGUUUACUCGCACCCUGGCUGCUCUGGAGCCGAUAAUGGGCGUGCGCGUCAACGCUGUUGCGCCGGGGCUGGUUCGCACGCCCAUGUGGACCGACAACCCGGGGAAGUUGGCUAUCGUCGACGAAGAAAAGGAUGGAUGGGUUAUGCCCGAAGAGGUGGCAAGGGCAAUGCUGGAUUGCGUCGAAAAAGAAUCGCUCAUCGGGGGAACUGUUCUCGAGGUGGGCAAGAACAGCACCCGGCCUGUUGCUAUGUUCAAUGACCCAGGACCAGACAGAAGGCCUGGCACAGGCUUUGUAGCCAGCAACGCGGCACAAGCCGUGCAUCUUGUCUUGGAUUGGCUGGCCGAUGACAACAUCUGGAAGGCUCCCUAAAGCUCUGGCACGGUAGGCUACAAGCACUCGGAGCCGGAAGGGAAGAGUCAAUAUGCUCAGCACUUGGGCAAUCUGAAUGACCCCGACAGCAAGUUCUGAAAUAAUCCAUGGGGAUCAUACUUCUGGGCAACCUGCCGCAUGAAUAGGACGUUGUCUUCUCCGUAGCUGCUGAGAGCGUCCUGACUUGGGUCCGCGUAAUUGAC